AUGCCGGCCGUCAGGAUGGGUGCUACCCUUGACACGCUUGCCGUCAUCGGCCUCGACCUCCCCGCUCCCGCUCUCGCUAAGCUGCGCGGCGCCUUCCCCACCGUCCACUACUACCCCAAGAUCCACACCGAUCCCGAGGCGACCAUCCCCGCCGAGGUGCGCGGCGACAUUGACAUGGUCUUUAGCCAGUGGAAGGCCCUCCCGGUCGAUUGCCCCCUGGCCGACCUGCCCAAGCUCAAGCACAUCCAGCUGAGCACCGCCGGCGUGGACAUGGCUCUCCGCUCCUCACCUGCGAUCCGUGAACUGGCCCAGCCCAACCCUCCCGACGUGACGCUCAGCACGGCGAGCGGAGCGCACGUCCUCUCCAUUCCAAACUAUGUGGUGGCCAUGACGAUCAACCUGUACCACCAGAUCCAGCAGAUGCUGCGUGUUGCCAGGGAGAAGCAGUACUGGAGCAAGACCGAAGCCGACCUCCGUGGCGAGCCCUACUACGCACGCAGCACGUUUGGCCGUACCGUUGGCCUGCUUGGCUACGGUGCUCUGGGUCGUGAGACUGCGCGCCUGCUCAAGGCGCACGGCAUGCGUGUGAUUGCCGCCAACACCACCGGCCAGUCCACAAGCGAGACAGAGUACGUGAUUCCUGGCACUGGUGACCCCGAUGGCUCGAUCCCCGAAAAGUUCUUCUCGACAAAGGACCCAGCAUCGUUCGAGGCCUUCCUGCGCGAGACGGACGUGCUCGUGUCCAGCCUUCCGAGCACACAAUACACAAAGUGGAUGCUGGACGCCGAGAAGCUUGCUCUCCUUAAGCCUGACGCGCUGUUUAUCAACGUCGGCCGCGGUGACCUGAUCAAGAGUGACGAGAUCCUCAAGGCCCUCGAUGCCGGCAGUCUCUACGGCGUCGCCCUGGAUGUGACCGAGCCCGAGCCCCUCACCGACGGCCACCCCCUGUGGACCCACCCCCGCGUCAUUGUCACUCCGCACCUGUCGGGCAACGUCGAGGGAGAGCUGUCAAUCGGUACCGACAUUGCCGUGGAGAACGCAGAGCGUCUCAGGAAGGGACUGAAGCCGUUCAACGUCGUCGACAUUCAGAAGGGAUACUAG
Messenger RNA from Apiotrichum porosum, 1101 nucleotides. RefSeq lists its product as uncharacterized. The record is from RefSeq and is a predicted model, not a curated record. The coding region runs from base 1 to 1101 and encodes 366 amino acids. The transcript has 6 exons. Lineage: Eukaryota; Fungi; Basidiomycota; Tremellomycetes; Trichosporonales; Trichosporonaceae. Gene Ontology annotation, molecular function: NAD binding.